CGCCACUUCCGGCAGUGCGCGACAUGGCCACGGGCCGGGACCGCGGGGACUUGGCUGCACGGCAGCUGGUGUUCCUACUUCCAGAGUAUUUAAAAGAUGCCUCGAAGAAGAUGAAGAGUGGCGUCCUGUUUGUCAAACUGGUCAACCCGCGCUCAGGGGAAGGAGCCAUGUACUUACUCGACAUGUGUCUACAGCAGCUGUUUGAAAUAAAAGUUUUCAAGGAAAAACACCAUUCUUGGUUUAUAAAUCAAUCAGUUCAAUCAGGGGGCCUUCUCCAUUUUGCCACACCCAUGGAUCCUCUGUUCCUAUUCCUUCACUACCUCAUAAAGGCUGGCAAAGAGGGAAAGUAUCAGCCCUUGGAUCAGGUUGUAGUGGAUGACAUGUUUCCAGAUUGCACCUUGCUGCUGAGAUUUUCUGAGCUUGAGAAAUCACUUCGGCAUGUGACAGAGGCAAAAGAAGUAAACAGCAAGAAGUACUACAGAUAUAGCACAGAGAAGACACUGAAGUGGCUGGCUAAAAAGGUUAACCAAACUGUGGCAGCUUUGAAAGCCAAUAAGGUCAAUGUCGGAGCCCGGGUACAGUCAUCUGCAUAUUUCUCUGGUGGUCAGGUUUCCAGAGACAAGGAAGAAGAUUAUGUUCGAUAUGCCCAUGGUCUGAUCUCUGAUUACAUCUCUAAAGAACUAAGUGAUGAUUUGUCUAAGUUCUUGAAGCUUCCAGAACCUCCAGCUGCAUUGCCAACCCCUCCAUCAAAGAUGCCAGCACAAAGACGAAAAAGGGGCAAAUGACAAGUGAUGCAGCCCACGCAAGGCUCGGCUGCUUCCUGUGCAACCUAAGAUACCGCAAAGUUUUCUGCUCUUACAAAAGCACUCUGCACCUUCAGGAAGACCACCAGGUGCCUGUAGCAUCUGUUAAUGGACCAGUGAUGAAUGUGCCAUCUCUUAGCUUGACCAUGGAUGUGCUGGGAGAUCUCAGCAGAGUGUUCUGUGCUGCACUUAGUUCAAGCUACCCUUGAGUGUGGAUCUGAGGAGUGCAGCUGCCUCAGACUUCAAAAUGUCCAGAAGAGAAGACUUCCUGGGAAACCAAGGUCAUUCCUCCAGCCUGACUUGUUGGCUUCCCACUUUUGUUGAGGUGCCUUGACAGAAGCACAUGAGUCCACACUACAGGCUCCAGCAAACCAACUCUCAGCCUUUUAAAAUACUUACCCGAAACCUGACCUUCUUUCCUUCUUACCAACUUGGCAGCUUCCAAUGCAAUAAUGAUGCCCAAAUAUGUACAUUUUAUAACUUCUUAGAGUUAUAAACCUGGCUUUGUUUUUAAAAGAUUUGUCCAGCAUGUGUAUUAGUGUGAUCUCUUAGAGCCAGGACAGAGUAUAUGAGAGAGAAUUGGGAAUGAAUGAAUGCCAAAAAGCAGUUCGGGGGAGCAUGCUCAGCAAGGCUCUUUUAAGGAGGCAGCAGGAGGUUUGGGGCAGAAAUGUCCGAGGUUCAAGUGACUGUUGCACUGGGCACACAGCAGGGCAGGCUGGCUGCUGCUCAGCUGACCUCCCUUGUUCACAGAGCACCCCAGCCUCUUCAGAGAACAAUCCUGAGUUCUGACUCUCAGCCAAGCUGAGCCUCAUUCCCCAGCAGUCUCAUUUCCCCUUGCCUCCUUCCCAACAUGGAAAUGACGGUGAACGCUGGUGCUUUGGUGGCUGAGAAAUGAAUCUGCCUCUCCAAAUCCAACUCUACA
Molecule: messenger RNA, 1725 nt
Organism: Psammomys obesus (fat sand rat)
Lineage: Eukaryota; Metazoa; Chordata; Mammalia; Rodentia; Muridae
Gene: Rnaseh2b
Product: ribonuclease H2 subunit B
Exons: 10
Coding region: 24-785 (253 amino acids)
Biological process (GO): RNA catabolic process; ribonucleotide metabolic process
Cellular component (GO): nucleoplasm; ribonuclease H2 complex
Source: RefSeq, a predicted model, not a curated record